AUGUCGAUGACAACAACAAUCCCGAGUCUCUCCCCUGAAGACCUACGAAUCAUCUUCGAAACUACAAAUACCUAUCUCAAUAUAACAAUUAUGGAAGCAUCACUUUUCGGAAUCUAUACGGGCGUCUUCUGUGCUACAAUGUGGAAUAUCUUUUCCUCGGAACGGUCUGAAAGCGGCCGAGGAAAACAAAUCAUGAUCACCAUCAUUUCGUGUCUCUUCAUCUUGGAAGCAGUAACCUUCGGAACGGACUGGUCGUUCACACACAAUGCAUUUAUACAGAAUGGGUGGAACUUUUUCACUGUAUUUGGAGCGCUCCAAGGACACAGUCCUACAUCCUUUAGGAUGUCAUUGACGAUAAACAUUGACGGUGGGAUCAGUACUAUCCUCGCGGAUAUAUCGAUGAUUUGGCGGUGUUGGACAGUCUGGGGACGACGAUGGCCCAUGAUCGUUCUCCCCACCCUCUGCUCCCUUGCCGGAACAGCUACCAAGGUCUUUCAAACAUAUCAUUACGUCCAUGACAACACUAAUAACAUUGCGGAUACCAAUUCCUAUCACAUUGAAACGAUGUGGACGAUCUCGUACCUCUCUCUCUCUGUGGCAACAACUAUGGUCUGCACCAUCCUUAUUAUGAUCAGGAUCUUUGUGGCUGGAAGAGCGAAUCAUGGUGGUAUUCAAUUAUACAGAGGCGUGAUCGAAAUACUCGUGGAAUCGGCCUUGCUCUAUUCCGUCACGCUCCUCAUUUAUACUGUAUUCAUAGCCAUAAACAAUCCAGGAGGCUCGUAUUUCGACGUCAUCGCUCCUGUCGCACGAGGAAUCGCACCAACUCUUAUCGUGGGACGAGUCGCCGCAGGUCAUGCACGACCCAAUGAUUCUUGGACCUCUAGUUCAGCUUCUUCGCUUCGCUUCGGAGCAAGUCCUGGGGGUCAAAGCCAAGGUACAACGGACGAAGAAGCUGGUGGACAAGAAGGGCAAUGCCUGGCUGAAAGUUUCGGAGGUCAUCUCAAUGGCAACUGUGGUACGGAAGAAGAGGCUGUAAGCGGGCACGCUAAUGAGCCUAGUCAAACCAUGGCUGGUAUUAUUCAAUCUUGA
Messenger RNA from Desarmillaria tabescens, 1089 nucleotides. RefSeq lists its product as uncharacterized. Bases 1 to 1089 code for a protein of 362 amino acids. The record is from RefSeq and is a predicted model, not a curated record. The transcript has 6 exons. NCBI's taxonomy places the organism in Eukaryota, Fungi, Basidiomycota, Agaricomycetes, Agaricales, Physalacriaceae.